Messenger RNA from Naegleria gruberi, 2313 nucleotides. RefSeq lists its product as uncharacterized. The record is from RefSeq and is a predicted model, not a curated record. The coding region runs from base 1 to 2313 and encodes 770 amino acids. The transcript is spliced from 3 exons. Lineage: Eukaryota; Heterolobosea; Eutetramitea; Acrasida; Naegleriidae.
AUGGUCGCUUCUAAGGUUACACCAUUGCCCCCACAUGUAUCUGUAUAUACAACAAAUAGGACACCAACAUCCAAAAAUCACCUUACCGAAUCAAAUGAUGGAUUUACUAUUAGUGCUGUUUCUCCUUUGGAACCAAUAAUUGAUGAUAAUUCGUCAGAUGAUGGUGCUCAAAUCAAACAACAAAAUAAGCGUUCCUCUCAGAAAAUAACCAUCAAAUCAAGCUUAAUACUCUUAUUAUUGUUUGUUUUGGUGGUUUCUGUAAUCUUAUUAACCAUAGUUUGGGUAUCUAGUUUUGCUGGGAGUGUUACAUCUGUGAGUAAUAGUUUAAUGGAGUCUCAAUUCUCUAGUAUGACUGAAUUUAUAGACUCUACCAUGAAUAAGGUAGCAAUGGCCACUGAAACUGUAAGGAACUCUGUGUGGAAUGAUAUGGAUUAUUAUAAUCGUGACGAGUGGUUAAUUGACAAGACCUUCAUGACCUAUAAAUCACAGGAAGCUUACAUAAAUGGUCUUUUCAUCAAUUCAUAUUUUGGAGAUGUAUUGGGAGGUAAUAAGGGUAUAACUAGCAGUCAAUCUAGAGCUGCUAAAUCACCUGAAAUGUAUCUAUCAUUAUUUGUGAUUAAUUCAACAGGAGCUUAUUACAAAACUUGUGAUUUUGACUCCUCUCACACUAGCUGUGUUAGAAAAGGUCCAACAUGGGAUAAGAUUAAACCAACAUUUGAUCUUUCAACUGAAGUGGAACAAGCCCAAAACUUACUCAACUCAACCGGAUUUUCUGACUCUUACACAGAUUCAGGAUAUCCACUGUGGGUUUGGUUCUCAUGUGUAAGUGUUCACUCAGUUCCUGGCUCAUCCACUUUUGAUUGGUAUUUUGCUAUUGAUCUGACAGUUCACUCUCUAUCCCAAUACUUGCUUGAAUUUACAAGUGAUAUUAUGAACUCACUGGCAGUUGUUAUUGAGAUCAAAACUGACGCUAUUAUUGCAACCAACUACCCUGAUAUUCCAGUUUCUGAAUGGGAUAAAAGUGGAAAGGAAACAAGAAAGACUGUUAAGAACUUUGAUAUUCCACAAGUGAGAGAUAUUGGAUCUGCUGUUUAUGAAUCUUUAGGGAAUGAUCUCAAAUCUAUGAAAUGUUCAACUUUCAAAUUCACAACAGUUAGUUCUUAUUAUGUUGGACUCUAUAGAUUGUGCACUCCAACAUUGUUGAAUUGGAUGAUAAUCUUUGCAGUGCCACAGUGGAACUACAUAUCUUCCAUUGUAAUUGCAGUGAUAGUUGCCGUUAUUGUGAGUGUCAUUAUUACAAUCUCUGCAAUUUUGAUAGGUAUUUGGUUCAGUACAAGAAUUGUUACACCUUUCAAAAAGUUAAUGACCCAAUUUGAAUUCAUUUCAGAAAUGCAAUUGGACGAAAUUGAGGGCUUGAAGGUUGCAUCACCAUUGAAGGAAGUUUCUGAAAUCCAAGAACAUGUAUUGUUCAUGGUGAAAAAGAUGAAAUUAUUUAGAAGUUUCCUUCCACCUCACUUGUUGAGCAAAUUGGAUAGUAAUGACACACGUUCACACGAAGAAUCUAAACAUCAUUCGAGUAACAAGUUUACAUCUCUUUCCUUCUCAAAGUCAUCUCAUCAUAGCAAGAUUGGAGCUCAUUCUUCUGGUUUUCAUAAUUCCAUUUUUAAAUUAGGUCUGGAAAAGAGAAGGGUGGUGAGUGCAAUGAUAUAUUUCGAAGGGCUCAACGAACUACUUAAUGAAUUGAAAGAACAUGAUAUUACUGUCGUGCUUACUGAAAUUUUCACAGUAAUUCAAAGACAUGCAAGUUUAAACAAUGCAUUGGUUGGCAAUUUUGAGAAGAGUACCAUCAUUCUUAGUUUUAAUGCUACAUCAGAAAGCGCCAAAGCAGAAGAAAAAGGUUUAUUCUGCAUGACACAACUUCAAGGUCAAUUACAAAAAUUGAAAUGUUCUUCAUCCAUAUCUUUCCUUUGUGCCAUGGUUUCACAGCAAAACAAAGUUGGUAACGUUGGUACUAGAGAUGUUAAAACCUUCUCAAUUUUAGGCAGUUAUCAAGAAAAUCUUGAAUUUUUAAUCAGUUUAACUUCCAAGCUUAAUGUUAACUUUUUAAUCACAGAUCAUGUUUACCAGGAAAUUGCUGAUGUUCACUCGACUAGAUUGGUAUCAUGGAAGAAAUUAGUGAAUGAAAAUACAUUUGAACCAAUUAUGUCCAAUAGAAAAUCAAAGAGUGGUGAAAAGACACCAAUUUAUGAGGUUGGAGAUUCAAAACAAGUUAACAUGGAUGAAUGUAAGUUGAUAUUGUUUUUUCAUUUGUGA